AUGGGUCAGGCUCCCAGCGGCGGAGCGCCCGGUCGCGGCGGCAAGGACAACAAGAAGGAUCAGCAGAAAAAGUGGGAACCUCCUCUCCCAACACGUGUCGGCAAGAAGAAGAAGCGUGGUCCCGACUCGUCCUCCAAGCUACCCGCCGUCUACCCCAACACACGGUGCCGAUUGAAGCUGCUCAAGCUCGAACGCAUCAAGGACCACCUUUUGCUCGAAGAGGAGUUUGUGCAGAACCAGGAGCGACUCAAACCGCAGGAGGACAAGGAUGCAGAGGAGCGAACACGCGUUGAUGAUCUCAGAGGCAGUCCCAUGUCGGUCGGUUCGCUGGAGGAGAUCAUCGAUGACGAACAUGCCAUCGUCAGCAGCGCCACGGGUCCAGAGUACUAUGUCAGCAUCAUGAGCUUUGUCGACAAGGACCUGCUCGAGCCGGGCUGCAGCGUGCUCCUGCAUCACAAGGCCAUGGCGAUUGUGGGCGUGCUGUCGGACGACGCGGAUCCCAUGGUGAGCGUCAUGAAGCUCGACAAGGCGCCCUCGGAGAGCUACGCGGACAUCGGUGGACUGGAAACGCAGAUUCAAGAGAUCAAGGAAGCCGUCGAAUUGCCCCUCACACACCCAGAGCUGUACGAGGAGAUGGGCAUCCGCCCACCCAAGGGUGUCAUCCUCUACGGUGUUCCUGGAACGGGCAAGACGCUGCUCGCAAAAGCCGUCGCCAACCAGACAUCCGCCACCUUCCUGCGAGUGGUCGGCUCGGAGCUCAUCCAAAAGUACCUUGGUGACGGUCCCAAGCUCGUCCGCGAGCUCUUCCGUGUCGCCGACGAGCACGCACCCAGCAUCGUCUUCAUCGAUGAGAUCGACGCCGUUGGUACGAAGCGAUACGACUCCAACUCGGGCGGAGAGCGCGAGAUCCAACGUACGCUGCUCGAACUGCUCAAUCAGCUCGACGGCUUCGACACGCGCCACGACGUCAAGGUCAUCAUGGCCACCAACCGCAUCGAGUCGCUCGACCCAGCCCUCAUUCGACCCGGACGUAUCGACAGGAAGAUCGAAUUCCCACUGCCGGACCAGAAGACCAAGAUGCACAUCUUCAAGCUGCACACGUCGCGCAUGAACCUCGAUGCGGACGUGGACCUGGAGGAAUUUGUGGCGAUGAAGGACGAUCUGAGCGGUGCCGACAUCAAGUCGCUCGUGACCGAGGCAGGUCUGUUGGCGUUGCGAGAGAGGAGGAUGCGCGUCACCAAGAAGGACUUUACCACGGCGCGCGAGAGGGUCAUUGACAGGAAGAACGAGGGCACGCCCGAGGGUCUUUACUUGUAG
Messenger RNA from Kalmanozyma brasiliensis GHG001, 1317 nucleotides. RefSeq names its product ATPase, AAA-type, core. Bases 1 to 1317 code for a protein of 438 amino acids. Gene Ontology annotation, molecular function: proteasome-activating activity; ATP hydrolysis activity; ATP binding. The transcript has a single exon. Gene Ontology annotation, biological process: proteasome-mediated ubiquitin-dependent protein catabolic process. The record is from RefSeq and is a predicted model, not a curated record. NCBI's taxonomy places the organism in Eukaryota, Fungi, Basidiomycota, Ustilaginomycetes, Ustilaginales. Gene Ontology annotation, cellular component: proteasome regulatory particle, base subcomplex.